This is a messenger RNA of Misgurnus anguillicaudatus (oriental weatherfish), 1477 nucleotides long. Its product is annotated as sulfotransferase 2B1. The record is from RefSeq and is a predicted model, not a curated record. NCBI's taxonomy places the organism in Eukaryota, Metazoa, Chordata, Actinopteri, Cypriniformes, Cobitidae. Gene Ontology annotation, molecular function: sulfotransferase activity.
UAAUAUUAACGGGUUUUUUUUUACAAACCCAAGACUUUCAACAUAAAUAUAAAGUUUUAAUAAAAAAAAACGCUUUUUUUUACCAAACGAAUUUCGUGUGCUUUUGGAGGGGCGUGAAAAGUCCUGGAAUUUAAUAGGGGCGUUUCUUGUAGUCGUCCAGGACGCAAACAGACCCUCACCCUGGCUUCUCCAUACCCUUCGUGUUGGAGGACUGAAUGGUGCUUCAGGUUACGCGUCGUUUUAUUUGGGCAAACUGUCGACCACGCGGUUUACACUACCAAAGCAUUUUUAUUUGCACCUCUAAAAGUUGAGGAGGAUUAAGGCGCCUUACUCGAUCACUAUCAGAUGUGAUAAACCGAGAUCUUCAUACAUCUUGUUCACGGUUUUACAUUACAGAUUUUACAUUUUUACGUUUCAGAUCUGUUCUAAGUGUUUGUGUAGUUUAGAAAAUGACAGAGGCAGAAUUGUACUCUGUAUAUAAAGGGGUGUUCGUCCCAACUCAUUUGCACCCUCCUGAAUGUCUAAAAUACUACGAGGACUUUACUUUCCGCCCGGAUGACAUCCUUAUCGUUACCUAUCCUAAAUCAGGUACAACAUGGAUGCAGGAGAUCGUGCCUCUAAUAGUGAAUGAGGGAGAUUUUACUCCUGUACUAACUGUCCCAAACUGGGACAGAGUCCCAUGGCUGGAGGAACAUCGGGCGAUAAUUCUUAAUCUAGAGGAACGACCCUCACCCCGCAUCUUUGCAACUCACUUUCAUCACCAGAUGAUGAACGAGUCUUUCUUCAAAAUAAAGCCAAGGGUUCUUUAUGUGUUAAGAAACCCGAAAGACGUGUUCACAUCUUCAUUUCACUACUAUGGGAUGGCUUCAUAUCUGGUGAAACCAGGAACACAAGAUGAGUUCAUGGAGAAAUUCCUUGAUGGAAAAAUCAUGUUUGGCUCUUGGUUCGAUCAUGUGAAGGGAUGGCUGAAUGCUGAGGAACCCAUACUCCAUCUAUUUUAUGAAGAGAUGAUAGCUGAUUUGAAAGGAUCUGUAGAAAAAAUCGCAAAGUUUCUUGGAAAAUCAUUGAGCCAAGACAUCAUCGAGAAAAUAGCUGACCACUGUGUCUUCAAGAACAUGAAGCAAAACAAGAUGUCCAACUAUUCUCUGGUUCCUGAAGAGUUCAUGGACCAAAAGAAAUCUGAAUUUCUGAGAAAAGGAAUUGCUGGUGACUGGAAAAAUCAUUUCACUGAGGCUCAAGAGCAGCGGUUUAAUGCUGUGUACAAAGACAAAAUGAAAGAUGUGAAAUUCAAAUUUAUGUGGGACUAAACUAAAUUCAUUCGAUCACUCUUACUUUAAAACUUAAUAGCCAGAUGAUUAUUGACAUCUAUUACAGUGGUGAUAUACUUUUAAAGGUCCCGUUUUUCAAACUUUAGUGUGUAAUGUUGCUAUAAUAGCAUAAAUAAUACCUGCAAAAUCAUAAAGCUCAAAGUUCACUG